Messenger RNA from Symbiodinium sp. CCMP2456, 574 nucleotides. The record is from the annotation of a GenBank genome assembly. Lineage: Eukaryota; Dinophyceae; Suessiales; Symbiodiniaceae.
AUGUUGCCGAGCAGUUGCACUCCGAUGAGUGCGCAGGUUGUUGCAGGCCCACUGCGCAACUGCCAGUGCUCCCCACCUGCACAGCUCGUCCAUGCCGGCUUGCGUUCUUUCAAUGCAGUUGUCUUCGCCAUUGCCAGCUGCCUGGCUGUCAAGUCACGGCGAUGGCCCGGCGUCGAUCGGGCAAACGCACAGCCAGAUGUCCUUUGGCCCGAUCCAGGCGCAGCGCUUCGCGAGGCUGGAGAGGAGCACGGGCUCGUGCUGGAGGACUGCACAGCGAGUGUGUCCUUGGACGAAAUGCGCCCCCAUCGGAUGGGUGGCCUGAUCGAUGGCUGGGCUGCGCAUCCUGGACACGAGACCUGCCGGUGCUCAAUGAAAGUUGCUAUGCUGGACCUUCCAAGUCUGCGGAUUCCGACGGCAGGUUCGUCGGUUUGGAGAACGGCUUCGAGAGUAGCCGGCGCGAGCGCCUUUGGAAAGCGCCGCUUGGUGCCGCUCUUUGGCUCUUGCUCCCAGAUCCUGCGGGACGCAGAGUGGGAAGCCGAGCGCCAGCAGUGUGCCGUGAUACUCGCAGCUGAAG